This is a messenger RNA of Plutella xylostella (diamondback moth), 3736 nucleotides long. It is a transcript of the gene Bem46, whose product is annotated as abhydrolase domain containing 13-like protein Bem46. The record is from RefSeq and is a predicted model, not a curated record. Gene Ontology annotation, cellular component: membrane. NCBI's taxonomy places the organism in Eukaryota, Metazoa, Arthropoda, Insecta, Lepidoptera, Plutellidae. Gene Ontology annotation, molecular function: palmitoyl-(protein) hydrolase activity.
UCAAAAAUGACAAAUUAAUCAAUCAAAUCAGCGCUCCGAUUUGGUUUGGCCAAAUUUGAGAUUUUUGCUGUUAGUAAAUUUACUUGCUGGCGGAGUGAUCGUGUGGUUUUCCUGGUUUCGGAAAUGUGAGCGCGGCAAGAAUUGUGUUUGUCUGAAUAAAUCCAUUUUGAAAAUGUAUCACGUAGUGCGAGUGGUCCUGUAUCGGCUGUGGGUCGUGUCAACACUGACCCUGUUCUCCAGUGUCGCUGUGUUCUGGUGCUAUGGCUUCUUCACUGCCUUCCUGGUCUUCACCUGCGGCAUCUCAGGGAUAUUUUACAGUGCACAAGACUUGUUGCUGUACUACCCGAAUGACCCUCCAGACUCGCGCGUGUUUGUGCUGCAGCCGAGCAACUACAAGCUUCCUUACGAGAGUGUGAAGAUCAAGAACAAAGAUGGGCUGAAGAUCCACAUGUUCCUCAUCAAGCAGCCCACCAACAGCAACCACAUCCCGACCAUGCUGUUCUUCCAUGGUAACGCCGGGAACAUGGGACAGAGAUUGCCAAAUGUGUGCGGAUUUUUUAACCGACUAAAUAUCAACAUUCUCAUGGUGGAGUACCGCGGCUAUGGCCUCUCAGAGGGCUCCCCUUGCGAGCAAGGGCUGUACUCUGAUGCCCAAACUGCCAUUGACUUUGCACUGCAACGGACAGACAUUGAUCCCAAGAAGCUCAUUCUCUUCGGCAGGUCUCUGGGUGGUGCAAUUGCCAUAGAUCUAGCAUCUAGACUUGAGUACAGAGACAAGGUGUGGGCAGUGAUUGUUGAGAACACAUUUACGAGUAUCCCUGACAUGGCCAAAGUCAUCCUCAAGUGGAGGUGUCUGCGGUGGCUGCCACUGAUGUGCCAUAAGAACAAGUACAUGUCAGUACAGAAGAUCCGUCAAGUGAUGGCGCCGACCCUCGUGAUCUGUGGUUCCAACGACUCUCUGGUCCCCCCCUCCAUGGCCAAGGACCUGUACAUGAGUUGCGGAGCCCUGGUGAAGAAGCUGGCGGUGAUGCAGGGCGGCGGCCACGACGACACCUGGACCUGCCGCGAGUACUACCCCAGCGUGCAGGUGUUCCUGUCCAAUAUACCCGCGCUUCUGGAGCCAACUGACCGCCCGUAUUUCGACGAGUCCAACGACCACACUAUAGCUAUGGGUGACUUGAUUGAGACGGUUUAAAUGGGUUUCGUGGGUAAGACUUAACUGCUGGUUAGUGUGGAGUUGUGAGUUGUACACCUUGUUUCGUUUAUGAAGUCCCGUAUGGCGAGUGAUUGUGGAUUUUGAUGCAGUGGGACUUCUUAUGUGAAACAAAGUAUAGUACUGUCAAAGUAAAUUACAAGCUACAUAAUGUAAUGUAUGUUAGUCUCUUAUCACUGUAGGGUUAGGUAUGUGGUGGUGAACACUUAAAAUUCUGGGCUUGUUCUAAGGACCGCUUUGGUACCACAAUCAAUGAGUGACCCUUUUAAAAGUAGAUAAAACGGUAAAUAAAUAAAUAAACUUUUGCAUGUGCAUCAAAUAUUUGGUUGCUAUUUUUGACUUCCUGCUUUUGACAAAAUAUUUUUCAUCAAGUAUGAUGGGAAUAAUUUUUAUUACGUAGGUACUUACUAAACAUUUUAUUACAAACUUAAAUAUAGUACAAGUGGCCUUUUAUGACCAGCUGUGGCUUUUCCAUAUAAAUACUGAACAAUGAAAAAUCUACAUAUUUACUCGUAUUAACAUGAUACAAUACGAACAAGUAUGGUGAAAACACUUGCAUAUAAUGGUACUUGGGUGAAGUACAGCCGGUUUUAGCUAGCGUUAUUUAUUUCAUCCAUAGUGCAAACACCUCAGCUUAGGUUGCUUCAGACGUUGUGGUAUCUCUGCAGUCCUCGGGUCCAGGCCACGGCCAAAUCGAAUGGAACUGGUGAUCAUGUUUAACAGAUUUGUCAGAUUCUAUUUAUAUAUGUAGAUAGCAAAAUGCAUUCAUUGUUAUGAAAACAAAUUUUUAAAAUUGUCGUAAACAUCGAUCAGCACAAAGUAGGUGCAAAAUGUCUUCUAUGCUCUGUCUAACAGCUGCUGAUUUUUAUUAUUUUAUUUAAAGGUAAAAAUAGUUUUAAAGUGUUCUGAUAAAAAUUCCUACCUUGAUGGUACCUAAUUGUAAAUCGUAUGAAAUGUAAUUUUAACAGUAAUGUUUUCGAUGUAUUUUUAUUAAUUUAGUGGAAUGUUUUGCUAAAAUACGUAAAGUAAGGUCCAUCCGCGUCAAUCUUACAUAAUUACAUUUCUUGAAAUUUUCUUAUGAAACGUAGGUACAAGUAGUUGUAAAGUUAUUUUUAAUAAUAUACAAGUAGGUAGUAUAUUUUUGAUUAGUUAACACGUUGAUAGCGAAUUGCGACUGAAUAUUAUUUCUUUGCUGAGCGGUUUCUUUAGAAAUAUACAAUGUGUGUACUUGACGCCAUGGUUAUGGCAGUGUCUGCAUGGCGGCACAUUUUCUAUGGCACUUUAAUAUCAUAUUCAAACCUAAUAUAUUAAUACAAUUAUUACCUAUGUGUUCUAAUGAAUGGCUGUUGCAUAAUAUUAAGCGGGGUUUAUAUGACGACUUGUGCAAACAAAUGUGGCGAGCAUAGUUCUGCAAGAUUUUCUUAAAAAAGCUAACUUGCAUAAGUCGGUUUCCGCAAUUUUUAUUGCCAGUGUAAACUCCGCUUAACUCUUUCCCAAAGUAGUGUACCUAAAUGUAAGUAUACUAAUUAGUUAUCUAAAAAUCUUAUUAUGACCCGCACUUGAAUGACUUGAAUCUACAUUCCUAUUGCGAAGUUUAUAGAGAUUAAGGUAAUUUAUGGCGGUACAGUAGAGUUUAUUUACUAUUUACACUAUAUAGUAUAGUAUGAUUUGCAUGUAUUUUGACUAAUAGUGUUCAUAGUACAAAAAUAAACUCUACGCCACUACGGUACAUCGCAUAAAUUUAUAUACUAUACAUACUAUACCAGACCUGUAUUAUUAAUUCUUAGAUAUUGAUGUAUAGCUACGUAUUGUCUUGAGUUCUAUGGAAACAUACGCAGGUUCUGACUAAAUCCUAGAAAUUAAGUAACGUGCCGAUUAUUUAUCGGUACAUCACAAUCCAUACACUAAUAUUUUGUUGAAAACGCAUAUUAUGCACUUACUAAAUAAGCUCUCCCGAUUAAAAUAUGGACGUUAUCUUGUUAAAAUUGAACUCUGUGGUAUUUUUUCACAUAGGAAAAGUCUUAAGUUAUAUGUAGGUAUGGGAGAUGUUUUAGGGUUUUUGUAAAUUCGGUCGAAGAUAUUAAUUUGUUGUUAGGGCUGCCAAAGUAUGUGGUCGAAAUUCAUCUUAAAAUAUCUGUUAUAGAAUAGUUGUUUGUCCUCUAGUGUUUCCACCCAAAUUAGAUUAGCGUAUAAUUAUCAAAAUAACUUGGUCUUCUUAGAGAGAUCAUUAAUACCUACCUGAAUGUAUUUUUAUGUACAUAGGUACUUUACUCUACUUUGUCAAAUAUAGCAUGAGUCCUAUGAAAGCCGUCAUCCAUACAUUAUAAUAUUAGUCAUUGGUUCGUUUUCAAGGAAAAAUAAUUAUAUUUAUCAGGCAUAAGCAUUCUGUCAAUGAACCAUCUCAUUCAUAUUUUACAAAGUAUAGGAAGAGGUACAGCAAAACAAAAUUUGUUCUAUUUGUUUCAAAAUAUUUUGCAUUUAAAAUUCAAAAAUAACUUAUGAAAUAUAUUUUUCGAGACGGUA